This is a messenger RNA of Leishmania braziliensis MHOM/BR/75/M2904, 8442 nucleotides long. RefSeq lists its product as hypothetical. Lineage: Eukaryota; Euglenozoa; Kinetoplastea; Trypanosomatida; Trypanosomatidae. The record is from RefSeq and is a predicted model, not a curated record. The transcript has a single exon. The coding region runs from base 1 to 8442 and encodes 2813 amino acids.
AUGGGCAUUCUUCCCAGUCGCGAGAGCCAUGAGUACCCUGGCGCCUUUCACUUCGCCCAGAGUGGCAGUCACGCCAUGGCGAUUCUCCCCCUCACCGAACACUUCUUCCCCUCAGUGGAAUCACUUGCCUUCAAGCAGCUUUACGCGGGCCGCGACAUGCAAUCCGCGAAAUACAACUUCUCUCUCAUCUCCCCUGAACUCCUACGCAAGUACCAGCACCGCUCCAUGGAAAAGAAUCAGAUGAAGGAGGACGUGGUGAUGGCGCCACCAGCGGGCCGCUCAAAGCCGCAGCCGUACCUUCGGCAUGGCCAGCCGCCUGGCGACGACAGUGACACAGAUGAGAGGUGGGUUGCCGUCGAUACGAUCGAUGCGAGCAACUACAGCCAGUUCUUCAAGGACGACACGCACUGUGUGUCGCCAAAUGAGUUGGCGCCGCCAUUCUUGGAUGGUGACGAGGAGGUCUGCGAGGAGCUGCGACGGCCGAACCCAGCGGCGCACUGGCACACUCACGACGCUGCCAAGCAACUCAUCCAGGGCAACGACAACGAGCUUGGUUUUGUCGAUGAGCUAAACUACGUGAGCUUCGAUGGCAAAGGUGGACUGCGGUGUUUGCCAUCUUCGCGGCCGAUGUCAUGCUCCUCAAGUCAGCACCCGCGGCACGGACAGACGCGCAAUGCCUCGACAGAGGCAACGGCUGACGGCACCGCUGCGGCGGCUGCGACGGUGCAGUUCACUCCGGAGGAGCGCGACUUGCUAAACCGGUUCUUUGCGCGCAGUCCGGAGGCGCUGUACAAUGCGCUCGUCGUGGAGCCGAACAGAGGCUUCCUGGUCGACACAAACAAAGAAAUGUGCAACUUGUACGCCGCGGAGAAGCGCUGGAAAGAGGCGCGGAACAUCGUGCGCGCCUACCGACGCCAGUACAAGCAAGGCGCCGCUGCUGGCAACGUGGCGCAGCCGGCGGCUGGCAAGUCUCCCAACUCUCCGAAGUGCCAGCCACAGCCGCUCAUCACCAAGGAGGAAGCCGAUGAGGCGGCCACGGUUCCGCCACCGCCUGUGUUUUUGCGGCCUGUGCCACAAGUGAUCAUGGUGCGUAUGAGCCGUGAAGAAGAGGAGGCGACGCGCACAGCGCACCUCGAGGAGCAGCAACGGAUACGCCGUGCGACGGGGCAUCCGCAUCCGCACCAAUCCGGCGACGGCGAUACACUCACUACCUUGACGUCGUCCUCACCCGCCCCGACAGGGACCGAUGAGGGAAGUAGAGACCUCCGCUCGCCGACGCCGUCGUUGCCCUCUCCCUUGCACGUGCCGACGACGCGCUAUCACCGCUUCGAGGACGACCCCAAGUACAAAGAUGGCCGUAUCCACCUUGUUGAGGAGGAUGGUGUGCUGUACAUGUUCGCCUACAACACCGCUUACGUCGACCCACGUCUGCGCGUGAGGCAACAGAGAGAAGAACUGCUGAAGCAGCAGCACCAGCGGGAGCAGAAAGAACAACAGGAAGGUCCGGAGAAUAGCUUGGAGAAGGGUGAAGCUUGUCGGUCAUCCUCGAGCGUGGCGGCUGCCGGUGCAACCACAGAGGGCUCAGAAGGAAGCUCUACCACAGAGUUUGACGCAGCUGCCGCGCACAUGACGGACGGCGACGAUGACGGCGCGCUGUGCCAGAAAAACCGGCAGACCUCCUCCUUCUACCACACCGUCUCCGCCUUUGGUAACGAGGAGGACGAGGCAGGCCCCCAGGAGCACGGGACCGCCUCGAUGAAGGCCAAGGAUGAAACCCCCACCCACGCGAGCACCGCCGCGGCUUCGCCAGUCGCGUCCGCGACGAUCCCUGCUGUCUCCGUGACGCAGGUGGAGCGCAACGAGGAGCAGGGCGAUGAAGAGAAGGGCACAGCCCUGUCAUUCACCUGUAGCGCUUCAGAGGAGCGCCAGCGGCAGCAGUGCACCACCAUAUUUGCCAACGACGACGACGACGCGGGACCGCAGCGCCCCGACGGAAAACUCACCACCUCCAGCGACGACGACGAUGACGACGACGACGACGACGAUGACGACGACGACGACGACGGUGAUGGUGACGAGCGGCGCAAGGACGCGUCAGACUCCACGCAGAGUGUCGGAAUGACCGCGGCCACCCCCACUGGGACGACAUCCGCGGCGACAGAGGAGCGGUCGCGCAUGGUACGGCAGCUGGAGCUCGUCACAGCCGCCCCUUUCAUCCUCCCUAUCUGCCCUGUUCGUGUUGUCGGGUGCAACGGCUAUGCAGAGUCGAGCUGUCGCGGUACGCCGUGGCUGCGCGGCUACGAGGACGACCCCGAGGAGGACGCCUACGUGGAGUCGCUGCCAGUGAAGCCGCCGAUCAUGUCCGGUGGUGGUUUCAUUGACGCCAACAUCGGCGACAAAAUCCUUAGCCGCGCCUACCUGCUUGGCUUCCAGGUGUACCGCAACGUCUGCCUUGACGCUGGGCUGCCGGAGACGCUGACAAGACCCUUCUGGACACUGGGCCUGCUGUCAAACAUUCCGCUGCUGCAGAUCUCGCGUGAGAUGCGCUUCCGCAUGCGGGCGGCGGCCGCAGAGGUAGAACUUGGCUACAGAGGCCUGCGCGACAUGAUCAAGGGCACAGAAAAUGACCUUCAGUCCUACAUCUACGGCUUCUCAGACAUUCUGCCGUAUCUCGAGCGGGCCUCGCGCGCACGUGUCGAGCAGGCAGAGGCGGAAGCUAAAGCAGCCGCGGCAGCAGAGGGCGGUGACGGUAGUGGCGCUAACGAGGGAGCGGUAGACUCUCGAGGCCUGUCGUCGCUCCUCGUUGGGCACAGCCCCUCGGAAAGCGUCGAGGAUGCAAGUCAGCAACUCCAGGACCUACCAGUCUCGCCCGCCAUCCCGACCCGGUCCUUGCAAGCAGGGAUGCAGCAAAGCAUGCUGUUCCCGCGCAACGAGAUGGAGUUCUACACGCAGUUUACGAUCCGCGGCAACCAGUCCCUCUCCCGCGUCCGCUGCGAAGCUCAGGAGUCUUUCUUUCAUCUCAUUGCCGAGGCAACCGCGCCGGUAUCGACGUCGCUCUUUAUGAAGCCGCUGGAGCUGCCCAUGUACGACUAUGGUGGCGCUAUCCGUCUGCACCUCAUGUGCAAUCGUGUGACCGGGGCCGACGAACUUCAGGUGCUACCGCCGCCGCGCAAUCUCAACCAGCUCUUUUCCGAUCAUCAGCAGCGACUGCAACUGAGGCGACUUCAGCUGCAGCGUCAGUGCUGCACGUCGGCAGAUGACAAGGGGGAGCUUAAGUCGAACGCCAAGGGAAGAAAAGAGUCGGCCGACGGUGACUCGACUACCACAGCACCUCCCUAUCUCAUCUACACGGUCGUACACCCCUCUGGCAAGGCGCGAGGGCCUUCGUUGGAGCACUACAAGAGAAGCUUGCAGGCCCCCGACGACGGUGCCGACGCCAACACGCUUGACGAAGCGGAGGUGUCCACGGCUGCCACCGACAGUACCUGUGGCGGCGGCGGGUACGCGGCGCACCAGUAUACGUAUCCGCCGGACUCCUUUGUGGACAGUGACAUGGUCAUCUACAACAUCCACAAGGGCCGCUGGGAGCACUUCGAGUACUUCCAUCACCAGCAGCUGGCGCAGCGGCGCGCGCGCAAACUGCAGGCCCAGGCUGAGAAGGAAGCAGGCGAGCCAGACAGCAACCAGCUGCCGGCGCAGAGCAACAAGGACACCACUGAUGCUGCUUCGGUGCAGCAGGCCACCACUCGCGGUGAGGCCUGCCAGGAUGCCUUGGUCACGUGCAGCGGUGGCCGCUUCGCUGCUGUUGAUGAGGAUGAGCAGGAUAUCCACCUGGAGGACAUUCUGCUCUGCUGGAUCAAGCGCCGCCUGCAAAGCGCCACGAUGCGCAACCGUGUUGACCCGGGGUGGUUGCGCGACAGCGAAGGGCACAUUGUACAGGAGGGCCGUUACUACAUCUGGGGCUUCGAGCAAGACGGUCAGCAGUAUUUCUACGGUCUGAUCCCCAAGUUCGCCAAGGAAAAGAAGAACAAGCGACACAACACGAUUGCUGGCAACGCGCAUAAUCAGCACCACCACGAUAGUCACAACCGCCGCAGCAACGCGCAAGGCAACCUGAGCGGGCCGUCGAGCGUAUUGAACAGUCAUCCCCGACCUAAAAUCGGCGGUGGCAGUGAUGUCGGCAAUCCGGGUGCGCUCGGAAUUCUGUCCAGCAAGUCCAUUGACAGCGCUCAAGCGCAUCAGCACUUGAUGAGUGGCGACGGCAGCACCUCUGACAGCCACAGCCCAUCACCAGGAGCUUGCAACCCCGCCCAUACUGCGAUCAACGGGCAAAUGACCGAUGAACGCGGCAGUGGGAGCGUGGAGAACAUGGGGGUACGGUCCGAGUCGGCGACCGCUCGGGAAAGCGCCAAAAACUACCCCACGAGUGUGCCAACGCCAAUGGCAGUGGCACCGUCCGUGUCGAUGAGCGACGUCAAGGGCGGUGUCGGUAGCGAACACGACACAGGCACUGACACGCCGCUGAACGUCGUCGGCCUAGGGUCACACUCAAAGCAACAGCAGCACCUACGAUCACCCGGUGCCGUGGGCGGAGGCAGUGCUCACGGAGUCAUCUCGCCUGGCUGCGGUGCAACAAGCGCCACCACGGCAAGAGCAGGCCGCUCGAGCCACCCGAGCAGCGUCAACAGUGGUGCCCGCCUGCCAGUUCAGACGAGCGGUGCGCACCGCUCCAGUUCUAGCCAGCAGCCACCGCAGCCAACGUCGUCAGCCCCCGGGGCAGCUUCGGCAGCACUAGCCGGAAGACCGGGCAUGGUGGCAGUAGGGCACGGUAGCCCAUCCCGUUCGGGCUCCGCGGUAGCACCAUUACUGUCGUCUGUGGUCAUUGGAGGAGUAGCAGCUGAAACAGGCGCAUCGUACGCAGACCCUCGCACACUUCCGCAAUGCCAAGGCGAUGUGAACCUCGCCCGCGGCAGAAGUACUGCCUCAUGUGCGCAGCAGCUCAGCAAUUCAGCUACUACAGCAGCACAGUUCAGUCACCAGUCCAUCUCUGCACUCGCCGCGGCGGCGUCUACGUCCGCGGAGGACGUCAGAAACCGUCAACGGUGCGGAGAGCGGCGAGACAAUAGAGACGAGUCGUCACGCGCGUCUCCGCCGCCGCCUCCUGCUGCCCGUCAGUACCUGCCGCAUGCUCAAGAGCUACACCUGGAGGUGCACCCACCCGCGUGCCCUUCGUCAGCAGGUUCUUUCCUUCUCUCCGCCAACCCUGUACCGCCGCAGCAGCAAGGCCGUCUCAUCAUCGACCCCAGUUCAGUGAUCUUGGGCUACAAAGGAGCUCUGCAAAGCCGCUACCACGCUCCGCCGCCGCAGCAGCAGCAGCACCAGCAGGAGUACAGGCAGGCGCCGCCAUCCACCGCGUACGACAACAGCAGCAGCAACAGCUACGGUGGCGGCAGUGGAGCGAGCAGGCACCCGGCGGCUUCCCACGCAUCGGGUCACAGCUACUUGGACAUGCCCCCUCCUCCUCCUCCCUCGUCACCGCCACCGCCGCUUACCCUUGCCGGUGCGGAGAACGCGCUGUAUGAGCAGCCACACCAAGGCUACCCUGCUCCAGUAGACCAACAGCACCACCAUCCGCGGCAACAGCGGCCCCUCAGCUCCUCAACACCGCCGCUACACCUCCAUCUACCCACCGCGUACAUGAACACGGGAGCCAGUCAGGCGAGCCUGCGCCCUACGUCGACGUUGGACGGACCAUGUGCGUCGCCUCUUCGUCCCGCACAACAACAGCAGGCACAGCAGCAGCAGUACACGUCCUACUACACAGGAGUACACUACCAGCAGCCGCAGGUGUCUCACCAGGCCUCCUACAAGGCGCAGCCGGUUAUGGCGAGCGUCGUCACCGGUGCCAGGGCACAUGGCCCCUGCCACCACCACAGCCAACAGCAGCAGCAAAUGACGGUGUCUGCACCAAACAGUGGCCCCGCUGCCCCACCCCUGCCACCGGUCCAGGCGCAUGCCUCCAUGAACACGGGCCCCUCCCGCUAUGCACUACACCCUCGGCUGGUGACCAGUGGAUCCGGAGUGGCACCGAUGCAGCCGCAGCAGCAACUGACUUCGGUGGCUGCCGCUUCGGUGGCGCCCCCCUCUGCGCUUGUUGGGGAAACUAACACCUACUACGGUGCGUCGCCUGUCUCCGUGGCGCCAUCCGGUUCGCGGGCCACGUCUUACUACCCCACGAGCCUCCCGCAGGCAUCCUACGACGCGUCGUCGCAGACGGCGGCAUCCGCCACGCACCCUGCCGGACUUCAGGACAGUGCUGCGCCUCCUCACACCGGCCACUAUCCGCCCGCGCCGCUAAAGCAGCUGCCACACCUGCAGCCGCAGCAGCAGGUGCACCCCUCAUCGACGAUGAUGGAGGCCAGCACCGCAAGUGGGCAAGGAAGUGUCGCCAAUCGGUUCUAUCCACAGCAACACCGACCGCCGUCCCCCUCGAGUGGCCCAGCGUCGGCGGCCCCAGCAAGCGCGUGCUACGGCCAGAUGACAUCACCCACGUCGCAGCAACAGGCAUAUCUGCAGCAGUCAGAGCCACGCAAUGCCAACUAUGAUGGAGGAAGCCGCGAUGACAACUACAGCCCCUACGCCGCAUCCACCGCCAACAACAACGCCGGCAGCAGCGGCAGCAUGAAUGCUCCGAUUCUGAUGAACGCCAAUCCAAACAUCAGCACCAGUUUCAAUCGCGUAGGGCUCUCACUACCGACGUCAGCGGCGGCGAAAGCGGUUACGGGAGGCUCUGGUACCUCAAUAGUCAUGGGCAACCCUUCCCUGUCUCUGUCGCCUGCCGGCAGCAGCAUAGGGCGAGGUGCGCAGGGCUACGCACUGCAAUCAGCUGGGUAUCCUACGAGCGCCAGCGGUAGUUUCACGGCAACCCCGGUAGUAGCAGUGACAGCUGGAGCAACUACACCGGCAGCAUCCAUGAUCCCCAGGACGGAAGGCAGCGCAGUCAAGGUCUACUCCCUGGGCCAGGCCCCGCAGCAUCCCCAGCAACAAGCGAGCGUCGGUGGCAGGGUAGCAGAAGUUCCCUCGCCGGCCCAACAUCCGUAUCGCACCACCACCGCUGCCCAACAGCACCUGCAGCAGCAACAGGACUCGAGGUAUCCGUCUCAGGUAAUGACGCAGUCGUACAGCAGCGAUUACAACAAUGGCAAUAGCGGUGCAUCUGCAAUGACGACUGGUGGGAGGCCAUUAAGAAGUGUGGCGAUGGCCAGUGACGGCAUGGGCAGCAGUAGUCACGAUGACUCCAUGAUGCACGGCAGUCGAGGUGCUCACGCGGCAGCUGGUGAAUAUCAGCUGCCACACCCACAGCAGCAGCAGUACCAACAGCGAUAUCCACAGUGGCAACCGCCACAGCAGCUGCAGCAGCACCACAGCACAACCUCCUCUCAGCCAUCCUCAUGCGCGCCUACGCCGCUUCCUGUUCAACACCAUUAUUCAUCACAGACAGGCAGUGGCAGCGACAGCAGCGGCACCAAAAGCCACACCCAUGCGCAAGCGGCCUGCACUGGUGCCACAGGCAAGGUGAACGCCUCCUCCGUGUACGCGCACAAGCAGCGAGCAUCACCGCACCCGCAGCACGCGGGGGCGCAGCCCACGCCUCUGGCAGCGGCUGUUGGCAGUGGCGGCGGUGGUGGUCGCGGUUCAGCAAUCGCGGUAGCAGCACCGGCGGCAGUUGCGCACGUGUCUCUCGCCAUGCACGGUGCCAACCCGUACAGCCGUAAGGAUGUAGCAACGGCAUCUGUGGUCUCUCCUGCCUCCACGCAGGCGUCAUCAGCUGCGGUGCAGCAGCAACGUAGCAGUGAAAGCUACGGGUACCGUCCCUCACGCUCUGAAUCCACCUUACCAUACUCGCAGGGGUCGCAGCAGCAGCGCCUUGUUACUCGGGCCACCGCCGCCACCGGCCUUUUCCACCGUGGCGCAAGUGGUAGUGUCCAGACAAAGACAACGAUGAGCGCUGGUAGUGCUUCAUCGGUACCCGAUAGUCAUUCCUAUUCACUGCACCAGCGGCAGCGACAGCCAUCCAGCAUUUAUGUGCCCCCUGCGCCGGACGGGGGCUACCAACACCAAAGCCUGGCGCACCCACCGAAACAGCAGCGGCUGACCCCGACGGCGAACGCGAGCGGCACACUUCUCCGCACUGCGCCUGGAUCGCAGCAGCGCUACGAACAGCUAUACCCACGGCAGCAGCAGCAGCAGCAGCAGAAGUCAUCGUCCCCGUACACCUCCACGCAGGUUGCAGCGGACCUGCCGAUGCAGAUGACUGGAAGCUGCAGCACGUACAACGCACACAGCAGCACCGUGGGCACUGGGGACGCCACAUACGACUCCAACAGCAGCUGCAGCGCGGCGGCGCAGCGCUUCGCCCACAAUCCAUACUCGAUGCAGUAG